CCCUGAUCAUCUUAUACAUCGAUCAAAACUACUACUAACUACGUACAUUCCAAGCAAAAUAUUAAUGGCGUCCAAAUUGUUCGUACUAAAGACGUUGUUGGGUGUAUUCACUUGUGUGAUGGGAGCCGCCCUUGCUUAUGGAUUUUCCUUGGAUUACUUCUUCUCUUGCUUCAGCCCCCGUGCUAGAUGGAUGCAAGUGGCAUUGACAGACUUUGUCAUUAGUAUAUCUCCUAUAUCGGUCUGGUAUUUCUACAAAGAACCAAGAUGGAUCAUGAGAGUCAUGUUUAUGUUUAUUUUAUUUUGGUUAGGAAGCUUUAUUAUAUGUGGAUACAUUCUUCUACAGCUUUUGAAGCUAUCACCAGAACAAACUUUGAAAGAUCCAUUUUUUUUUAUGUUGGCGAGACCUAAAAGCAGGGAUGAUGUCAUGGGAGCGAGCAACACGCGGGGAGGAUUUUCCGUGGUAACAACAAGAAUAAUAUAUGCUUCAUUGGGUUGCUUGAUGCUUGCAUUUCUAGUUUUCGCAUGGAUCACUGAUGGAUCUCCAUUCCGUUCACAAGUCCUCUCCCCGUGUAUGGUUACAUUGUUAAUAGACCUUUGUAUCCAAGCUGUUAUUUACUCGGUGUGGAUAGGAUACAAGGAAUCAAGUUGGACUAAUGCUUUGUUUUGGAUACUUUGUAUCGUUUGUUUUGGGAGCAUUGGUUUAUGCGGUUACAUAGUGCGCGAGUUGUUCUACCUCACACCUGACCAACCUGUUUACCUUAUACUUUUCAACACAAGUAACAGAGAUGUGAUGCUAAGUGAUCCAUUGUUGUUAAAGAAUCAUCAUCUUCAUCAUGACAACAUAUAAUGAAUGAUCUAUUAAUAUGUCUGUCAGGACUGCAUCAAUUAAAGCAACGACAUUUUGUUAUGCUUUUCUCCUUGCUUUUUCUUCGUUUAAAUAAAAACAAAUAAAAUAA
Messenger RNA from Erigeron canadensis, 956 nucleotides. RefSeq lists its product as uncharacterized. Bases 65 to 847 code for a protein of 260 amino acids. The transcript has 9 exons. The record is from RefSeq and is a predicted model, not a curated record. NCBI's taxonomy places the organism in Eukaryota, Viridiplantae, Streptophyta, Magnoliopsida, Asterales, Asteraceae.